Molecule: messenger RNA, 1653 nt
Organism: Trichomonas vaginalis G3
Lineage: Eukaryota; Parabasalia; Trichomonadida; Trichomonadidae
Product: lipid binding
Exons: 1
Coding region: 1-1653 (550 amino acids)
Source: RefSeq, a predicted model, not a curated record
AUGAAAUAUCGAUACGAAUACCAUGGGUGUCGAAUCACUGUUACAAAAGCUACUUUCGAAAACAAUAUAGGCUUUGGGUUUGCCACUACCCCAGAAUGUGGCGGCGCCAUUUUUACUUGUCUUUCUGUAAUUACAUUAGAAAACGAAAAUAAUUUUACCAACAAUUUCGCGAGUGUGGGAGGGGCAGCUGCAUUUUUAGAAACUCAUGUUUUCAUCCAAAAUUCAACAUUUUCUAAAAAUAAAGGUUAUAAACAUGCAGGAGCAAUAUAUUUCCAAGGAAAUAAUACUCUUUAUUAUAGGUUAAACGUUUAUAAGUCACACUUUAUUGAAAAUAAUGGCACUAAUAGCGGUGGUGCUAUUUAUGUGUCAUUGAUACAGACACUUUUCAUUGAUGACUGUACUUUCAAAAAGAAUCAUGUUAGAUUAUCUGGCGGCGCUCUACAAAUUGAUAAUUCAGAUGCACAAAUUCAGAACACGAGAUUUGUUGAGAACCAAUGCAAAAAAGAGAUUAUAUAUGGCAAAAUGGGUAUUUAUCUAGCGGGGUUACGUGCUCAUGGCGGUGGUGCAAUCGCAAUGAUUGGUGGCGAUUUAAAGAAACAAGGGUCAUUAAGCGAGCAAAAAGGUUGCGAACUGAUUACUAGUAAGUGCUGCUUCAGUAAAAAUAGUGCAGAGAAUGGAAACAACUUUGAAGGUUUUCCUUGUCAUGACAUUUUGUUCGAAGGAAAGGCAAAGUGGGCAUCGAACGAAGAUACAAUGAUCGGAAAUUCAAGGAGUGUCAAUAUUGGAAAGCAUUUGUGGCGAGAUAGUAUUUUGGAACAAAAAAUUCUCAAGAAAGGUGAGGAUAGUAGCUGCCAAGUCGAAGAUUUUGGAAUGGCUAAAGAGGCUGUAACAGAUAUUAGUAAUAAAACUAAUCUUAAAACAUCAAGUACAUCAGCUCUCCCUAGUCCGUCACUUUAUACUUAUGUAGCAACGCCAAUAACGCAAAAUCCAAGACCAACUACAAGAUCUCAUAAGCCAAGGCCAAAAAAUAAAGAUGAAAUUACUCCAAUUGAAUCAGAUAUGAAAGACACAGAAGAAUUUACUCCAAUAACUGAUCCAACAACAAUAUCCGUGAAUUACGGAAAGAGUGAAGCUAAACCUGACGACCAUCAAAAUGGAGGCGGAAACAAAGACAAUAGUAAAUUUACUUUAACAGUGACUAAGACUGAUUCUUAUUCAAUUACUGAGACUGUUACUAAUCACACAGUAUAUACAACCGAUAAAUCAGGUAGAUUAACUUAUACAUUCACUAUAACAACAUUUUUGACUUAUACUACUAUCCAAACAGAUACAAAUAUAAUGCUAUAUCUUCCUAAUAAUGAUGAAACCACAAAAGGAAAACUUACACAGGCGCAAAUAAUUUUGUUGUCAGUUUUUGGAUUUAUUAUGCUUCUUUGUUUAGCCAUUAUGGGUAUUUUCCUAUACAGAAGAAGCAAAGCAUCCAACGAUGAUGAUUACGAUGAAUUUUCAAGUGAUAAAGAACGUGUUUCAGAAGAUGAUGGCGAUGUUGGCCAUGUUUUGACGCCAAUUGAAAUGUCUGAUGUAGAUGCAAAUACUAACCCUACACUUUCGAAUUUCGAUGAAGAAACUCGAAAAUUAGCUAAUUAUGUAUAA